UGACAGUGUAGAGCUGAACAUUGCAAGUGGGAGAGGGCGGAGAAGCCGGCCCCGAGCCCCUCUGCCAUUGGGACACAGGGAACUAGUGUGAUUCUGAGUCAUCAAUACACAAGGGGAGUUAAAAAGGGAGGAAAGGCUGGUGGAAUCUCCGGCAGAGUGCCCCAUCCCUGCAUGCAGAGAGGAGACUGCAGUGCUGUGCUAUGGGCUGGCUGUGAAUGUCCUUCCCAGAUGCUCAGCAACAGGAGCUGUGCAGCCUUCCAGGAGGUGAGCACCAUGUCACGGAAGAGCACAGCAUCAAGGUAUCUUUGACAAGGCAAAUCUCCCUUUUCCUUCUGAGCCUACAACAAGCUAGUGUUAAUAAGCCCAGAUCCUGAGCCCAGGGGACCAAGUGACCGGACAACAAUUUUUCCAGAGGUUCAGAAACUUUUGACCAACCCGUCAAGACCAUGAAGCCUGCUACGGAUGAGCAUCCUUCAGCUGGAAAAUCACAGAGAUGAUGGAGCAUCAUUACCACUGCCGAGGUUUCUACGACGCCAGGUGCAAAAUAGAAUUUCAACGCAGAGAGGGCCAGCGAAAGUCUCACCAACUUCCUUUGAGGAGGAAUCCAAAUUAAGACACUGGGGAUUUUUACGUUAUUCCCUUCACCUCUGCAGACUGAGUCUGUCUCUAAAAAGCAAGAAUGAUUUUAGCACUGCAGCUCCAUUUCCCCUGAGACAGUUAUCCUGGAAAGUAGGAGAAAUGUCCUCAAUGAUGCCCCUACUUUACACCAUACAGCUGAGGCCCCCUCAUCCCAGGUAGAAUCCAAAGGAGGCCAGACUUGGAAAGUCUUCAAAACUGGGGCUAUGUUGCUAAUUCGCUGCCAAAAGCAACCAGAAGAGCAGAAGCUUAGAGAGGAUUUUCCAGUAUGUUUUUGGAUCAGUUACUUAUCCUGGUUCUGUGUUUCUAAGGCAUUAGUAUUGUUGAUAUUAUAAUACCUUUUACCAACAGAGUUGGGCAAAUGUUGCCUGCAAAACCUUCAAAGAGUUGAUCUCAGCAUUGUAAGCAGUAGAAAGUUGAGUGGAGCACAAGAGUUGGAUGAACUUUAUUUGCCAGCGACAAUGGUUUUCCUCCCUGGAAAUUCCUCUGACUGUUCAAAUUGCACCCAGACUGUAGGGAUAGUGAACAAUUCUAAGGCCAUAUUAUUAGGGGUUAUUUUAGGGGGGCUGAUUAUAUUUGGGGUGCUGGGUAAUAUUCUGGUUAUCCUAUCAGUAGCCUGCCACAGACACCUUCAGAGUGUGACCCAUUACUACAUAAUCAACCUGGCUGUUGCCGACUUCCUCUUAACUUCCACGGUCCUGCCUUUCUCAGCAAUCUUUGAGAUUUUGGGCUACUGGGUCUUUGGAAGGAUCUUCUGCAACAUCUGGGCAGCUGUCGAUGUCCUAUGCUGCACGGCUUCCAUCAUGAGUCUAUGUAUCAUCUCUAUAGACAGAUACAUUGGAGUGAGCUACCCACUGAGAUAUCCAGCUAUAGUGACGGAAAAGAGGGGACUCCUGGCUCUGCUAAGCAUCUGGGCUUUGUCUCUGGUGAUCUCCAUUGGACCUCUCUUUGGCUGGAAGGAGCCAGCUCCAGAAGAUGAUACCAUCUGUCAAAUCACUGAAGAGCCUGGCUACGUAUUGUUCUCUGCUUUUGGCUCCUUCUACCUCCCCUUGGCCAUCAUCUUGGUGAUGUACUGUAGAGUGUAUGUGGUGGCCAAAAGGGAAAGCAAAGGCCUGACUUCUGGCUUGAAAACGGAGAAAUCUCAUUCUGAAGAGGUGACCCUCCGGAUCCAUUGCAAAAACACCUCGGUAGGGAACAGAUCAACAUCCUGCACAAAGAACAAAACCCACUUCUCAGUGCAUCUCCUGAAGUUCUCCAGGGAAAAGAAAGCAGCCAAGACCCUGGGAAUAGUGGUGGGGUGUUUCAUAUUGUGCUGGCUUCCUUUCUUUAUAGUCAUGCCUAUUGGCGUUUUCUUUCCUGCACUCAAGCCCUCAGACACGGUUUUUAAAAUAACGUUUUGGCUUGGGUAUUUGAACAGCUGCAUCAACCCGAUCAUCUAUCCGUGCUCGAGUCAAGAGUUUAAAAAAGCCUUCCAAAAUGUCCUGCGAGCCCAAUGUCUCACAAGGAAGCAAGCAGCCAACAAGCAUUCCCUGAGCUUCAAUCUGAACCAGGCAGCUAGGCCCAGUAUGGACGGUGCCAAGGAUGUUGUCCGUAUCCCUGUAGGGUCGGGGGAAACCUUCUAUAGGAUUUCCAAGUCCCAUGGGGUCUGCGAGUGGAAGAUUUUCUCCACCAUGCAAAGCAUGUCUACAAAAAGUGCAAUCUCUAAAGACAAGUCCAGCUGCACCAGAGCCAAAGUGAAGAGCAAAGGUUUCCUGAGGACAUGCUGCUGUGCUGGCCCAUCAAGGAGCGUCGCUCGGGAGAACCGUAAUGUGCCGACCAUUAAAAUACACACUAUCUCCCUCGGUGAAAACGGGGAGAAUGUCUAAGGGUUUGAGAUCUCUCAUGGGAUUGGAGAGGAGGGGGGAAUCUUUACAUGCAACUUUUCAGCUCUGGCAACCCUGCUCUGCUGGAAUAGUUCCACUAGCAGGAAGUUGUUCUUUUUAAUGGGAAGUAGGGACGGAUACUGAAGUAGGGAGAGUGACCUGAAUCAAAGGGGCAGCACGCCUUAACACAGUGUGGGUCAAAGCUUUUUAAAACUGAAGUCAUUGAGAGUUGUGGACUUGAUUCCAAGCCCAUUGAAGUCAAUGGGAAUCUUUCCAUUUUUUUUUAAUGGGCAUUGAAGCCCCAAAGCACCUUUAAGCACCGGGCCCCUUGAAAUGACUGUAACAUCAUUUCCCUCACCGUUUAAAGGCCUUGAUUUUCACUGUCUCUUCUUUUUAAAGCUCCAGCGAGUCUUAUUUUGAAAUGCAAUGGGGUGGAGGGAAAGGGACAAGAACAUCUAAUGCAUCUUGCAAGAGAGAAUUAUAAAUAUACCGUGAUGGUUUCAGCAUGGGUACAUUCGAAGAGCUCAAACUUUAUAGCCAUUUCAUGAUAACCUUUUUUUUAUGGCUGGACCGGUUGAUCCAACAGCAAGAGAAGUUAAGGGAAAUGGGGAAAGAAAGCAUUCAUUGGAAUGUUAUGUAUCUCUGAAUGGUCUCAGUUAAGGGAGUUCUGACGUGAAGACUUUUCAACGUCAGAUCACCUCUGCUGCUCAGUUAAGGUCCAGUCCUGAGAGGCUGUGAGCACCCUGGAUUCCUGCUGAUGCAAAUAGAGAGUUGACAACACACUGGGUCAGGUCCACAGUUGGUGCAGAUCAGUGUAGUUCCAUUGACUUCAGUGCCCAUGGAACUACAUUAAUCUACACCAGCUGUGGAUCUGGCCCUCUGUAACUUGCAGAAGUCCCCUGACCCCAAAGCUGUCUGAAGUUCAGUGGGUUCAGCUUUCGGGGCUUGGUGAGGAUAUUCCCUUCCGCUUUGUGUUUUGGAAUCUAGUAAAUUCCAUCUCAAGGACACACUUGAUGAAAGGGUGUGAAUUUCACCUCAUUUCAGAAACUUGCCACAAUAUUCUUUUCUUUUCUUUUUUAAACACACUGGUCAUCCCAGACUCAUUCAAAAUGUUUCCGAGCCUUACUGCUUUUAUAACAAAACUCGAAACCAGGCAAGAUGUGUAUAUUCUGGGGUUUCCAGGAGACCUUUGUACUCGGUCAUAUUUUCCAGUCUCUAGAAGGUCCGGGGGGGCCAUUUAAAAGUUCAACACUUCCUGCUCCAGCUACUUGCCAGAGCCACAAAAUCUUCCUAUGAAGUAGUGCACAAGAGUUGCAGAUGUGAGGCUGCCCUGCUGUGUAUUUGUACUGCAUUCUCUUCUUGAUGCCUUCUCUGCAAUGUAGUGAGCCUCUCACAUGGUUUUGGGCACGAGGCCCUUCAUUCCUAUUCAGAUCAAUGGGAGUUACAUGCACAAAUGAGUUAAGGAUGCACCCCAAGGAGAAUGGGCCCUCCCUUGUAGAUGUGGGUGAAAAAAGCAUUUGGGAGCCUGUUAUAUUGCCCCUUAGCUAUUCAAACAAAUAAGCAAUUCAGGAUCUGAAAGAAAAGGUGGGAGGAAUUAUUUGCACAAUAUCAGAUAUAAGCAGCACAUAACAUAAUUACCCACUGAGCCUGCCAAGUAAUAACGCAGCUUCCUUGGCAUGAAGCAUAGACGUCUUUCCCAGAAUGGAAGGGCCCCGUACUGUGAGGUACUGAAUGCCUAUUGAUCUGAAGGGAAUUAUAGGUGUCGAGCACAUCGAGAGGACAUUUGAAAUUUUGCAGGGCAAGGCUUUGAAAAGGCCUCUGAAUAAUAUUCAUGAGGAAUCAUUAUUCAUUCAUCUCUCAUUCAAUAAUAACUCCAACAUUUGUCAGUAUUUGAUCCCCACUGCAUGUCUUUCAUUUGUGCAUCCCUGAGAUAUUUGUUAGCUUCUGAGAACCCAUGCUUCACCGUCAGGUCCUUACGAAUUGUCUUGGAGACUUUGCAAAACUAGAAUUUACAAGGUCGCUUCACAUAGUCCUGGCAGCGUAAAGCGGCCUUGAGGUGAAUGUAAAUGUUAUUUGCACCCACGCUGAGGCUCCUUUACAUAGCCAGAGUGGUAUAAACAGUCCUAGCGUAAAUGAGAAUCGAGCCCAAAGUAAACAAGUAAUAAAAAGAGCUAAAUAGGAAUAGCAUUUUCUGUUCAAUAAACUCCCAAUCAAAUCACCACCACACCUUGGAGACAGGUUCACAAAGCUAUUUAGGCACCGAAAGAUGCAGAUUAGCACCUAGUGGGA
This is a messenger RNA of Dermochelys coriacea (leatherback sea turtle), 4787 nucleotides long. RefSeq names its product adrenoceptor alpha 1A (gene ADRA1A). The coding region runs from base 1098 to 2501 and encodes 467 amino acids. The record is from RefSeq and is a predicted model, not a curated record. Gene Ontology annotation, cellular component: membrane. Lineage: Eukaryota; Metazoa; Chordata; Testudines; Dermochelyidae. Gene Ontology annotation, molecular function: alpha1-adrenergic receptor activity. Gene Ontology annotation, biological process: positive regulation of cytosolic calcium ion concentration; regulation of cardiac muscle contraction; cell-cell signaling. The transcript has 3 exons.